AUGAAGAAGAGGCUCCAAGCUCAACAAACCAUGGCACUCCGUGAAGCGGUGGACGCACCGUGGUAUGUACCUAACAGAGUGCUAUAUGACGAACUACGACAGGUACCGGUCGUAAUCCAGAUGAGAGAGAGGGCCAGAAAGUCUUUGAAAAGAAAUGUGCUGAUUGAAGCCGCCUUGGAUUACGACCCAAAGAACAAUAAGGCGUCAUAA
Molecule: messenger RNA, 210 nt
Organism: Acanthoscelides obtectus
Lineage: Eukaryota; Metazoa; Arthropoda; Insecta; Coleoptera; Chrysomelidae
Source: the annotation of a GenBank genome assembly